Molecule: messenger RNA, 1410 nt
Organism: Cajanus cajan (pigeon pea)
Lineage: Eukaryota; Viridiplantae; Streptophyta; Magnoliopsida; Fabales; Fabaceae
Product: B3 domain-containing transcription factor VRN1
Molecular function (GO): DNA binding
Source: RefSeq, a predicted model, not a curated record
UUUUACUUUAUUAAUUGUUUGUUUGUGGACCUGUUACUGCUCACUUCUCUUAUUCAGUUCAUGAAUGGCUAUCAAAUCUCCUCACCAACCUCAGCCUCUGGUGAAGCCAAUCCACUUUUUCAAGAUCAUAACCCCUCAAAGUCUUCAUCAUGGAAAGCUAAUGUUCCCGGAAAGGUUUGUGGAGAAAUAUGGAGAAGGCUUACCAAAUAGUCUAUUUCUUAAGACCCCAAAUGGUGCUGAGUGGAAAUUUAAUUUGGAAAAACGGAAUGGUAAAAUAUGGUUUGAAAAGGGUUGGAAAGAAUUUGCAGAGUAUCACUCUCUAGCUCAUGGCCAUCUUUUGGUUUUCAGAUGCCAAAGAACUUCCCUUUUUCAGGUACACAUAUUUGAUUUGAGUGCCUCAGAGAUAGACUACCCUCCCAGAAGAAAACAAGGUAAAACAGUCUCCAAUAAUCAUGGAAAUAGACCUCCAAUUGUCAAAAUUUUGGAAUUGGAAUGUCACAGAUCAGGUCAAAAGAGAAAAGAUAACUCUGCUGUGGAAUGUAUUCAACCAUAUCAGUUGAGAAGUCGCAAAAGUGUUAAAGUAGACUAUAACUUGAUAUUGCCCAAGGAGGCUCUUCAUCAUACUGGCAGAAAGGGCAGAGUAAAGUCAGGGGCUACGGUUAACCAAAUUACAGCCCUUGAUAGAGCAAGUUCUUUCAAACCUAGUAAUCCAUUCUUCUUGGUUGUCAUGCAUCCAUCAUACGUGGGUUCUUAUAACUUGAGUUUACCAUCUGAGUUCUGUAAGAGACACUUUGAUUUGCGCAAGCAUAGACUUAUCAACCUUCAGGAGUUAAAUGGGAGAGUUUGGCCUGCAAAGUUGGUGGUCCAUAAAAACAGGAUGAAUACAGUCUUUAAAUUCUCAGGUGCAUGGAAGGAAUUUGGGGAGCACAACAACUUGAAAGUUGGUGAUGUUUGCAUAUUUGAACUCGUUCACAGAACUAAACUAACCUUCUUGGUUCACAUCUUUAGAGAGACAGACAGUUCCAAUUGUUCAACAUGCCAAGAAUCUAGUGAAAUGAGAGCAGCUUGUCAUGUACAAAGAAAAGAAAUGAAAACCAUCACUGCUACUAAAUAAUAAUCACCAAAGAGUUUCAGUUCUCUUGUAUGAAGCUUAACGUGGGAUUCAGUACCUUUGUUGGACACUAAUACCAAAUAUUUGGCAUUUGUAGAGAUUACCUGGUACCUGAUGUCAUAUCUCCUGGGGAGAUAAUUAUGGAUUUUUUUAAUGAGUUUAUUCUCUUUUCUUAAUAUCUGAAAAGUUAGAAGUUACUUAAGAAUUAUUCUGUUGACAUAUUGCUGUAAAAUUUGCCAAGACCGAGAUGUUGUUACUAGGUAUUGGCUUAUAUUAAUUAUGGAUGCUUGUUGAAAUUA